UGCAACGCUCCACGGCAACGCAGCACUAUCCCGAAAUGGCUGCUGUGCCCCUCGGCUUCGACAUUGACGCCCCGCGCUGGGACCAGAGCACCUUCGUGGGGCGGCUGUGGCACUUCUUCAACAUCACUGACCCGCGCACCGUGCUGGUGCCGGAGCGGGAGCUGGACCGGGCACAGGCCGUGGUGGCAGGCUGCAGGGCUGGGAUGGUACCGCCGGGGAGCAGCCAGGAGCAGCUGCUGUAUGCCAAGAAGCUGUACGACUCGGCCUUCCACCCCGACAGCGGUGAGAAGAUGAACCUCAUUGGCAGGAUGUCCUUCCAGGUGCCAGGUGGCAUGGCCAUCACUGGCUGCAUGUUGCAGUUCUACCGGACAGUGCCGGCUGUGGUGUUCUGGCAGUGGGUGAACCAGUCCUUCAAUGCCAUUGUCAACUACACCAACCGCAAUGCUGCGUCCCCCAUCUCUCUGGCGCAAAUAGGAGUGGCUUACGUCACGGCCACCACGACAGCCCUGGCCACUGCUGUGGGACUCAACCUCUACACCAAGCGUGCUCCUCCCUUGCUUGCCCGUUGGGUCCCUUUUGCAGCUGUAGCUGCUGCCAACUGCGUGAACAUCCCAAUGAUGAGGCAGCAGGAGAUCAUCCAUGGGAUAUCAGUGACUGAUGAGGACAACAAUGAGCUUGGGCACUCCAGGAGAGCAGCAGUGAAAGGCAUUGCGCAGGUUGUGGUCUCCAGGAUCACUAUGGCAGCUCCAGGCAUGAUCAUUCUGCCCAUCAUCAUGGAGCGGCUGGAGAUGUUCCCCUUCAUGCAGAGGAUCCGGGUUCUCCACGGGCCGCUGCAGGUGCUGCUGUGUGGUGGGUUCCUGCUGUUCAUGGUGCCGGCAGCCUGUGCCCUGUUCCCUCAGAGAUGCUCUCUUGCGCUGGCUGACCUUGAGCCGGAGCUGCGGGACAGCAUCGUGACCAAGCACGGGGACAAAGUGCCAUUUGUCUACUUUAACAAAGGGCUGUGAAUAGAGGCUACCUUGGGAGCCAUUGAAGCCCUCCAGCCCCCAACACUGCCAGCCCUGUGCCAGUGCAGGGCUUGGAUGCAUGGUGCAGCCCCCAUUAACCCAGUCUGGGAGUGGAGCUGGGAUCAUCUCCCAUUUCCCCCACCCCAAACCACAUUGCUGCCUUAAACUGCUGCAGGGGCCUCUUUGCAAGAGCUGGAGCCUCCACAGUGAGUGGGAAAGACUUGUCCCCUGUGUAGGGGAACACAUCAAAGUCCUGGGACCAGUGCUAGGACUGUGCCUUCCUUGCUCUCUGGUUCAGAUCUUAUUCACUUUGCGAUUGUCACAAUCCCAAAGACAAAUAGCUAAUUGUUUAUAAGCUCUGAAUUUUGCAAUCAGCUCAUUGCAUUGAGUAUGACAGCCAGGCAUCACCUUGCCAUUUUGUGCCUCACUGUUCCUGUGGUAGGACCAAGGACUUGGGAAACACUUGAUUCUGGCCCCUCUCACACGGGGAGGGUCACUAAGCCAUUGGGUUUUGAACUAAGGCUUUAAAUGACAGAGAUGGGGGUUGGCAAAUAAAACAUGGUGAUUUUUAAAACA
Messenger RNA from Tympanuchus pallidicinctus (lesser prairie-chicken), 1580 nucleotides. It is a transcript of the gene SFXN2, whose product is annotated as sideroflexin 2. The record is from RefSeq and is a predicted model, not a curated record. Gene Ontology annotation, molecular function: monoatomic ion transmembrane transporter activity. Gene Ontology annotation, cellular component: mitochondrial inner membrane. Gene Ontology annotation, biological process: serine import into mitochondrion; monoatomic ion transport. Bases 36 to 1004 code for a protein of 322 amino acids. The transcript is spliced from 11 exons. Lineage: Eukaryota; Metazoa; Chordata; Aves; Galliformes; Phasianidae.